Messenger RNA from Didymodactylos carnosus, 918 nucleotides. Lineage: Eukaryota; Metazoa; Rotifera; Eurotatoria; Philodinida; Philodinidae. The record is from the annotation of a GenBank genome assembly.
AUGCAGGAGAUAGUGUCGAGACAAGCUGUUGCCUAUCCUGUAGCUACUGCUAAACACAUGGAGAGAGUUGUUGAGGGAGCUAAACGUGUCAAGACAACUGCUUCGACACAUAGCAUAACAAGUCGAUUGCAUCAACUGAUACCGAAUGUGAAAUUAUAUUCAUGUAAACAUUCGGUUGGCUUAGCCAUAUUAUUUAAGAUUUAUGAAAUACGUGAUAAAACUCGUUGGGAACUUUUAGGUAAACGACGAGGAAAAGGUAGAUCAAAAAAGCAACAAUGGAUUUUGAAUGAAAAAUUUAUCAAAUUACGUGCCAAUUCAAUAUUGGUUAAUGUUGGAAUGCAUAAUGAUUCUCUUGGACCAGGAUCGGAUUUUCACAAAUCUCGUCUCAAAACAACGCCUGUACUACGAACAUCGAUUCAAUUUCAAAUAUCGCCAGCAUAUUCAAAUACCAACGACAAUCGACGAUUCAUAUUAGUGGAUAAAACAAGAAGCAAUGAACGUAUAUUGAUAUUUGCAACGGACGAACAAUUACAAUUAUUAUUCAAUUCGACUCGAAUAAUGGCAUUACCAUUUUUACCAAUUAAUGUUGUUGUUAAUACAUUUAAUGAAUUACAAGAUGAAACACCAUUAGCUAUACGGAAGAACUUACAACCAUUAUAUGAUUAUUUUGAUAAUUAUUGGUUAAAUACAAUCGAUUUAGAAAAAUGGAAUGUAUGUGUUAAAAAAGAAGAAUUUAAAUUUAGACAUGAUAGAAUACAAUUAUUAGCUGGUGCACAAAUGAAAAAUUCUCGACAUAAGACAACAGCUGUUCAAAAAAGAAUAACAACAUUAACACAUCAUUAUGAAGCACAACAACUCAAUGAAAUGGAAUUUUUGCAAGCUAUAUCAUUUGCCUUUAGUAAAUCAAAGAAUGGAUGA